This is a messenger RNA of Durusdinium trenchii, 309 nucleotides long. NCBI's taxonomy places the organism in Eukaryota, Dinophyceae, Suessiales, Symbiodiniaceae. The record is from the annotation of a GenBank genome assembly.
AUGGCAAGUCCAUGGCAAACUUUGGGGCGCUUCGACUUCCAGCCAGAUCCUGGCUAUGUCAGAAACAUGGAGGAGUUCUACACAACGAGCACUGCGAUUGGAAAAUGCCGCCUUGAUACGGUGGGCCACCUGAAGCCCUGCGAUGAUCGGCAUGCUCCAAUCCGACUCUACCGCAGCUAUGGCGAGUGGUUUGAAGCCGGUCUUCAGGCUCCGAUGCCCAACGUGACCCUGGAGACGACGUCGUCUGCAAUCCGAGACGGCGACGGGCCGCGUUCGACGACUUCGUCUGAGGUUUGGCAUGGAUUUUAG